UCUAAGGACAGCGCGCAAGAAACAGGAAGUGCGGUUUACAUAAGAAAAAUAAAGAUCGCGGCUGCCUAAACAUUCCGUUACCAAAUGAAGUCUGCGUGUCAACGAACGUUCUCGAUGUAGAGAUUUCACGGAUUUUGAGAUGGCUGCAGAUGAAAUGUCCUCUUCGUCUGCUUCGGCAUUGGACCUCAACUCUGAGAAUUUGCACUCUGCUACCAGUCCUUCCCAUCUCACCCACUUUAAGCCGCUCACUCCUGAGCAAGACGAACCCCCCUUGAAGUCGGCAUACAGCUCCUUUGUCAGCCUCUUUCGCUUCAGCAAAGAUGAGGGCAGGCCUGCUGCAGCACCAGGGAAGACUGAGGUGGCAUCUGGUUACCAGCAGCAGAUGCCAAGAGGACCCUGGUCCAGUCCAAGUCACUCAAGCAGAUCGCAGUCUGUGAGGUCACCGGUGGCACAUAAGAAACAACAUGGAGCAGAUCUUCAGAGACGCAGUUCUGCGGUUUCAGAAGGUCGUCGGAAAGGAGAAGCAGCCCUUAGUGGACAUGACCCUCGGACAGCAGUCCAGUUGCGGAGCAUCAGCACCGUCCUGAAACGCCUCAAGGAGAUCAUGGAAGGCAAGAGUCAGGACAGCGACCUGAAACAGUACUGGAUGCCAGAUAGCCAAUGUAAAGAAUGUUACGAUUGCAAUGAAAAAUUUACAACCUUCAGGCGUCGACACCAUUGCCGACUGUGCGGACAGAUUUUCUGCAGCCGCUGUUGCAACCAAGAGAUCCCUGGCAAAUUUAUGGGCUAUACUGGAGACCUCCGGGCCUGCACUUAUUGUCGUAAGAUAGCUUUGAACUAUGCCCACUCUGGAGACAGCAACUCAAUUGGAGAGGAUUUGAGUGUAUUGUCUGACUCGACUUGUUCUGUGUCCGCACUGGAGCCCAGUGAGCCACGCACGCCUGUUGGGGGCAGGAAGGCCAGUCGAAAUAUUUUCUUGGAGGAGGAUCUUCCUUGGCAGAGUUUAAUUCACCAGGACUCACAGAAUAACAGCUUAACAACUCGCCUGUCCAGUGUACAAGAAGAUGUGGGAAAAUCGCCAGCACGGAAAAGGUCUGCCAGCAUUACCAAUUUGUCUCUGGACCGCUCCGUCACAUCCCUGGUUCCUGCUUAUGAAAGUUCUAUCAGCCCCCAGGCCAACCGCGCUUACAUCAAAGCUGAUGAAGAGGAAAGGAAGAUUUUGCUGGAUUCUGUGCAGCUUAAAGAACUUUGGAAAAAAAUAUGCCAUCACAACACAGGCAUGGAGUUCCAGGACCACCGUUAUUGGCUACGAACAUACCCAAACUGCAUUGUGGGAAAAGACAUGGUUAAUUGGCUUCUCAGAAAUGGACAUAUAACAACAAGAGCACAAGCCAUUGCAAUCGGCCAGGCACUCGUUGAUGGGCGGUGGUUGGAUUGUGUUACUCACCAUGAUCAAAUAUUCAGGGAUGAAUACGCACUGUAUCGCGCUCUGCAGAGCACAGAGUUCUCAGAAACGCCAUCACCAGACAGUGAUUCGGUGAAUUCAUUUGAGGGGCAUUCUGAGCCCUCCUGGUUUAAGGAUAUUAAAUUUGAUGAUAGUGACACAGAGCACAUUGCCGAUGAAGGUGAAGAUAUUAUGCCAAACUCUGCCAGUCCCAGCAAAAGAACAUCUGUAAGCAGCUUUCAGUCAGCGGUUGACAGCGAUUCAGCAGCUUCUAUCAGCCUCAAUGUAGAGCAGGAUAAUGUCAACUUCCACAUCAAGAAACAGUCCAAGUACCCUUAUGUGCCACCCCACCCUACCGAGCAAAAAGAGUUCCUGAUGUUGGAAGACGGAGAACAACAAAUGAUUUCCAUCAGCGAUGCUUUUAUAAAAGAGUCCCUGUUUAAUCGAAGGGUGGAGGAAAAGACCAAAGACCUGCUCUUCACACCCCUUGCUUGGCAUCACAGCUCACUCGACCAACUGAGGGAAGAGAAUGGAGAAAAACAAGCAAUGGAGAGGCUGCUUUCUGCCAACCACAGCCACAUGAUGGCACUGUUGCAGCAGUUGCUGUAUAACGAGUCCCUGUCUCUUUCAUGGAGGGAUAUUAUCGUUCCUGUAGUGCGUCAGGUUGUGCAAACCGUUCAUCCAAACGUGCGGAAUAAUGAUGAUGACAUGGAUAUCCGUCAGUUUGUUCACAUCAAAAAAAUCCCAGGAGGAAAGAAAUUUGACUGUUCGGUUGUAAAUGGUUUUGUUUGUACCAAAAACAUAGCGCAUAAGAAGAUGAACCAACAAAUUAAAAACCCUAAAAUCCUCCUACUGAAAUGCUCCAUUGAGUAUCUGUAUAGAGAAGAGACCAAGUUUACAAGCAUCGAUCCCAUCGUUGUGCAGGAACAUGAAUUCUUAAGGAAUUACGUUCAGAGAAUAAUGGAUGUACGUCCUAAUUUAGUCCUGGUGGAGAAGACGGUGUCCAGGAUAGCUCAGGACAUGCUGCUGGAACAGGGCAUCACUUUGGUCAUCAACGUGAAGCCACAAGUGUUGGACAGAGUGAGCCGAAUGACUCAAGGAGAUCUGGUCAUGUCCAUGGAUCAGCUUUUGACGAAACCUCGCCUAGGAACUUGUCACAAGUUCUACAUGCACCAGUUUCAGCUGGCCAGUGCAGAGGAGACUAAGACACUCAUGUUCUUUGAGGGAUGUCCGGCUCACUUGGGAUGCACGAUCAAACUGCGUGGGGCUCCAGAAUAUGAGUUAGCCCGAGUGAAGGAGAUCAUCAUCUUUAUGAUCUGUGCCGCAUAUCAUUCACAGUUAGAAAUUUCCUUUCUGAUGGAUGAGUUUGCAAUGCCCCCCAGCACCACAAAGAGCAGGUCGUUCCAUUCUUUCAUAGAUGGUGGAGCUACUGAAGAAGACCGAGAGGAUCUUUUCCAAGGUGAAGACCAUCACGCUCUUAAUAAGGAGGUGGAUUUGCCUUCUGAGAAGCUACCGGCGAUUUUUGAGUCGGUCUCUACAGAGCAGAAUGGCUAUUACAAAGAAAAUGGGGGGCUUGAUGACGGAGCUUUUUGCGAGGAAUUGGAAGAAGUCGAUGGUCUAAAACCCGAGCCUCGUGAAUCGGGAGAGGUACAUAGACCUUCUGUGCCAUCCAUUUUAGCAGCUCCAUUCUUAAUAGAUGACCUCAAAGAUGACGUCAGUGAAAGCAGUACGUUAAGUGAGACCACCGCCAUCCUUGAUGGUGAAACCGAGGAGCCACAGACGGUAAAAUCCCCACCUCGACUCUUCAGGGACCCCCUUCAGGAUGACACUGGUUUGUUCAUAGCAGAAGAAGUUGCUUCCUCCGAAGACCGACUCAAGUUGUAUUCUGUUGCCUUUAAGCAGGAGCUUAAAGAUGUUAUUCUUUGUGUCUCGCCUUUCAUUUCCUUCAGAGAACCAUUUUUGUUGACCCCCAAGGGCAUGCGAUGUCCUAGCAGGGAUUACUUUCCAGAGCAAGUCUACCUCUCGCCUCUUAUUAAUAAAGAAUUCAAAGAGCUGGACAGCAGGAGGAAGAAGCAGCUUCUCAAGGAGGUCCCUUCCUUGCAGUCUCUAAACGGCGGCGCUCCGAUGAGGAACGUUCAGGUCCUUCCUUCGCAUGAGCUGACCAGCACCAGAAUCGCCGAAAAGCUUGGAAAUAAUAAAGACCUUGCUAGAAUGCUGGCGGACUUUAGAGCAAGGGGAGGGAGAAUCCAGCCUAAAGACUUUGACCCAUUUGCACAUAAUAAGGAGCCGCCGGUAAGAGUGGUGUCCAAGAGCGACAGCGAGGAAGACCGCGGCCAGGUGCAGAAUGACCUAGCCUGGGCUUCAAAGGUCGACUGCUUAAAUCCUGUGAACCACCAGCGGCUCUGCGUUCUUUUCAGUAGUUUUUCGGCACUCUCUAACAACGCUCCCAAUCCGUGUGUCAGCCCCUGGAUUGUUACAAUGGAAUUUUAUGGGAAAAAUGAUCUUACCUUGGGCAUAUUUUUGGAACGUUACUGUUUCAGGCCUUCAUAUCAGUGCCCCAGUAUGUUCUGUGAGACCCCAAUGGUGCAUCACAUUCGCCGCUUCGUUCAUGGCAGUGGUUGUGUGCAGAUUGUGCUAAAGGAGCUGGACUCUCCUGUUCCAGGGUACCAGCACACCAUUCUCACCUAUUCUUGGUGCAAGAUCUGCAAACAGGUUACCCCAGUGGUCCCUCUCUCUAAUGAUUCCUGGUCCAUGUCCUUCGCGAAGUACCUGGAGCUGCGCUUCUAUGGCUAUCAGUACACUCGCAGAGCCAAUGCGGAGCCGUGCGGCCACUCCAUUCACAAUGAUUAUCACCAGUACUUCUCGUAUAACCAGAUGGUGGCGUCUUUCAGUUUCACUCCCAUUAGGCUCCUUGAAGUUUGCCUACCAGCACCUAAAAUUUACAUUAAACAUCAAACUCCCUCAAGGAUGUGCCUGAUCCAGGAUCUUAAAGAUCUUUCACAAAAGGUGUCCCAAGUGUACCUGGCCAUCGAUGAACGCCUCACCUCACUUAAGACUGAUACUUUCAGCAAAACAAGAGAAGAAAAAAUGGAGGACCUCUUUGCACAGAAAGAGAUGGAGGAGGUAGAACUGAGAAACUGGACCGAGAAGCAGCAAGCCAGAUUGUUACAGUGCUCAGUGGACACUCAGCAGCUACAGCUGGCCCUGGAGUCUGUAGUGGUCAAGAAACAGAACCUUUGUGAGAUGCUACAGUCCUGGAACAGCAGACUGCAAGAUCUUUUCCAACAAGAGAAAGGAAGAAAGCGUCCCUCAGUCCCACCUAGUCCUGGUCGACACCGGCAAGCCGAGGAAAAUAAGACCAAUUUGUUGGAUUCUUCUCCACGGAAUGCAUCCCCUGUGACCCAGAAUGGUGAUAAAGAGGACCGUUACCUUAACAACAUGUCAUCAAACUCUUCUGGCUCUUCACUACUGCAACUGCCUUCACCACCAGAGGGAGCUACAGAGCAGCUUUCUGCUGGACCAACAUUUCCCAGCACAUCGUCUGCAAGUGACCAGGAUUAUUCUGGCACCAUGGAAGAUGUGUUUGAGCAGCACUUACUGGGGUCCACCGAUAGCCAAGUGAAAGAAAAAUCGACCAUGAAGGCCAUUUUUGCAAACCUGCUGCCGGGCAACAACUACAAUCCCAUUCCCUUCCCUUUUGACCCAGACAAGCACUACCUGAUGUAUGAACACGAGCGAGUGCCGAUUGCAGUCUGCGAGAAAGAGCCCAGCUCCAUUAUUGCAUUUGCACUCAGCUGCAAAGAAUACAAGAAUGCCUUAGAAGAAUUGUCGAAAGCAUCCACAAAGAACACGUCUGAGGAAGGGGGGCAGCUGAACAGUGCCGCGGACAGCAGAACAAAAAUCAACAGCCCUGCCAGGCAAGCUGAGAUGGCGACAGCAGCAAUGCCACUAAACCGCAGCACAGAAGCCGAUGUUCCGACCAGAAAGUCGACGGGAGUGCUGUCUUUUUUCCGUGGUUCAGGGACCCGCAGUCCCGAUCUGUCCUUACAGGGUGCCGACAGUGCUCAUUAUCAGGUUGGACAGUCGGCAAAGGAUGGGGCGGACAGCCAUGGGCCUGAGCCCCAAGAAGAAGCAGACGGUGGAGACAAGCAGAAGAAGCAACUUUCAAACCCUCACGUGGAACUUCAGUUCUCCGAUGCCAACGCAAAGUUUUAUUGUCGGAUCUACUACGCCCAAGAGUUCCACAAGAUGCGGGAAGAAAUAAUGGAGAGCAGUGAGGAAGACUUCAUCCGCUCUUUAUCCCACUGCAUUAAUUGGCAGGCUCGAGGUGGAAAAUCUGGCGCCGUUUUCUACGCUACUGAAGAUGACCGGUUUAUCCUGAAGCAGAUGCCUCGCUUGGAAGUUCAGUCGUUUCUAGAUUUUGCUCCACAUUAUUUCAGCUAUAUAACAGGAGCGGUGCAGCAAAAGAGACCAACGGCACUCGCUAAGAUCCUCGGAGUUUAUCGAAUCGGCUACAAAAAUUCUCAGAACAACACAGAGAAGAAACUGGACUUGCUUGUUAUGGAGAACCUUUUCUAUGGUCGCAAAAUGGCACAGGUAUUUGACCUUAAAGGAUCUCUGCGAAACCGAAAUGUGAAGACCGACUCUGGGAAAGAGAGCUGUGAUGUAGUACUGCUGGACGAAAAUCUGCUCAAGUUGGUGCGGGACAACCCUCUGUACAUCCGCUCCCACUGCAAGUCUGUGCUGCGGGCCUCCAUCCACAGCGACGCGUACUUCCUCUCCAGUCACCUCAUCAUCGACUACUCUCUGCUGGUGGGCAGGGACGACACUUCAGACGAGCUCGUGGUGGGGAUCAUUGAUUAUAUCCGGACGUUCACAUGGGAUAAGAAAUUGGAAAUGGUUGUGAAGUCAACUGGAAUAUUGGGUGGUCAAGGCAAAAUGCCCACCGUGGUCUCCCCAGAGCUGUACAGGACUCGCUUCUGUGAAGCCAUGGAUAAGUACUUCCUCAUGGUCCCUGAUCACUGGACGGGCUUGGGGGUGAACUGCUGAAACAUUCUUUUUCUUUUGUUUUAUUAUUUCCACGAUUGGCUCCAUGAGGACACGUGUCAUCCAAUCACAAGAAGCUAAACUACGUGAUUUAAAAAAGCAAACGGAAACACUUUAUCAGCUUAGACCUGACCGUAGCCUUAACGACGUGAACUCCAUUGAAGUCUGACGCUGCUCUCUUCACAUUCCACGGCUUUCUGGAAAUCCAAAGGACAAUCCGUGACAACACUACUUGACAUCGCUUCAUUCAAGCUGGACCACCCACUUUUUUUUUUGUUUUUUUUGACUCCCCCUCUGCCCCCUUUCGUUGGACCAUCUCAUUUCGGCUCAGAUUUGGUACAGAAUAAUACGCCACGGCGUCGAGAGCCCUCCUCAAAAAUCUCAUUUUGCAGCUCGUGACGAUGGACUGUUAACCCCCCCAAUAUUUUUCUCCACAGUUUUUCUUGUAUAUUUUGUAUUGAACUUGUUUCUUCAGAGAUAUUUUAUACUUUUGGGACUCAUGUGAGGUCAAUGGUAAGAUUUAACUUAAGUAAAUAAAGCUAACCAGCUACGUACGGCACUGGGACGGGACGGCACUCUGAAGCGGCUGCUCUUUAGUGUGCGGGUUUGGCUUUGUAUACUAAAGAAAAAAACAAAAAGAACAGAAUAUAAAAGGGGGUCUGCUUGAUGUGACUGAACCGCUGCUCAUUUCUGUGCCAUGUGCUAGACUGGCAUUAUGCCCGGUGCUGUCUGAAUGACUGAAUUCAUAAUGUUGGCUUAGAAUGAUAAUAAUUAAUAAUAGCUGUAAUAACAUUUACAUUUGUCCAUUUAGCGAACGCUUUUAUCCAAGGUGACUUACAAAAGAGGCCAUCGUUAAUUAGGGUCUGUCUUAAGCAAGAUUGGUGCAGAAAAACGAUCUUAACAAAGGAAAACAUGAUUGAGACUUUAGAAGUAAGCAGCCAUUAAGCCGAUUAAAGCACAAGCUAAAUGAACCUCACCUUAGCUACGAAAAGAAGAUCACAUCAUUUGGGCACACUUACCGUAUUUACUCGCGGAAAAGUCAGGCUUGAUUUUAACGUAUAAUUUCUGGUAUUUUAUAAUGUCGGUCGUAUAAGUCGAAUGCGGAAAACUCACGAUAUUGGUCCAAGAGAUCACGAUA
Polypterus senegalus (gray bichir) is the source of this 7628-nucleotide messenger RNA. RefSeq names its product phosphoinositide kinase, FYVE finger containing (gene pikfyve). Bases 140 to 6493 code for a protein of 2117 amino acids. Gene Ontology annotation, molecular function: 1-phosphatidylinositol-3-phosphate 5-kinase activity; metal ion binding; ATP binding. Gene Ontology annotation, biological process: phosphatidylinositol metabolic process; intracellular signal transduction. The transcript has 42 exons. Lineage: Eukaryota; Metazoa; Chordata; Cladistia; Polypteriformes; Polypteridae. The record is from RefSeq and is a predicted model, not a curated record.